Molecule: messenger RNA, 2274 nt
Organism: Neltuma alba
Lineage: Eukaryota; Viridiplantae; Streptophyta; Magnoliopsida; Fabales; Fabaceae
Product: pentatricopeptide repeat-containing protein At4g19191, mitochondrial-like
Exons: 2
Coding region: 1-2274 (757 amino acids)
Biological process (GO): RNA modification
Molecular function (GO): RNA binding; protein binding
Source: RefSeq, a predicted model, not a curated record
AUGAGGCCAGAACGUGAGUUCCAGCCUUCCAGGCUUCACAUCAAUUUAAUUGCCCAAGGGUUGACAAGAAAUCCUCCUCUGCUUACUCUUUUCAAUAUUCCGUUCCUUCCUAAUGUCCUUCGACGUUUACACUCUUUAUCUGUCAUCUCUGCACCUCCUCUCCUACUUCACACCCAUCACCUGAAACUCCUAUAUCACUGUGUCCCUGCUCCACCGUCUCUUCCGUGUUCGCUAUUUCAUUCAUGCGUGGAUCUUUACUCUGUGAAGAAAGUCCACGCCGCUCUUAUUGUCUCGGAUGCAUUGUUAUCUAAAUCCGUUGCUUCAAAGCUCAUAACCUUGUAUGCUCGAUUCCAUGAUCUGGGAAGUGUCCUUGGGAUUAUAAGAACUCUAAGGAAAGAGCCUGAUACGAUGAUGUGGAAUUUGGUUAUUAAGACCCUGGUUGAGUUGGGACUUCCCCGCGCGGCCUUUUUAUUGUACAAACAGAUGAGAAUAGCGGGUGUUCUCCAUGAUGCAUUUACUUUUCCUGCAAUAAACCAGGCUUUAUCUGCCAUCCGAAGCGAUGCUGUGUUUGCAAAAAUGUUCCACUGUCAAGCAAUUCAAAUGGGUUUGGAUAUUGAUUUAUAUUUUUACAAUACCAUGAUCGACGUCUAUGUGAAAUGCGGGUGCGUCACCUCUGCACGUAACUUGUUUGAUGUUAUGUUUCACAGAGAUUUGGUUUCCUGGACAUCUCUAAUUUCUGGAUAUAUUUCCGAGAGACAUGUUAGUGUCGCCUCUCAUUUGUUCAACAAAAUGAGGACGGAAUUGGAGCCGAAUUCGGUGACUCUACUUGUCAUGUUGCGAGCAUGUUGUGCCUCUAAGACUCUGAGGGAUGGAAGCCAAGUUCAUGGGUAUGCCAUAAAGAGUGGGUUGUUAAGGGAUGCUUCAUUGCAAAAUGCUGUUUUGAGCAUGUAUGCUAACACUGGGAGUACAGAAUGCGUGGAAACUGUUUUCAGUGAAAUUCACAGAAAAGACAUUGUUUCCUGGAACAUUUUGAUUUCCUUUCACGGAAUAAAAGGAAAUAUCAUGGAAGUAUCUCGUAUUUUUAAGGAAAUGCAUGGUGGAGCAGAUUUUUCGUGGAACAUUCAGACUUUAACCCUAGUUUUAUCAGCAAUCGCAAAGUCUUGUAGUCUUUCUGAGGGUCAAAGCGUCCAUUGCUUAGUCAUAAAAACAGGACUAUCUGAUGAUAUUUUGCUGACUUCUUUGCUCGAUUUUUACGCAAAAUGUGGGAAAUUGGAAAGAUCUGUUGACUUGUUCAGAGAAAUUCAAUACAAGAGUAACAUUGCUUGGAGUGCUAUGAUGUCAGGUUUUAUUCAAAACGGUCAUUUUAUGGAGACCAUAACUCUAUUCCAGCAAUUGCAAGCAACAAACCCUGAUCCUGAUCCUGUAAUUUGGAGAAAUCUAAUUGAUGCAUACGCUAAUCUAGGUGCUCUGAAAUUAGGCAAAGGAGUUCAUGGUUUCCUUGUGAAGAACUUGUUUAAUGGAAUUGAGGAAGACAUUGCACAACUGGAAAACUCCAUUUUAAACAUGUACGUAAAAGGCGGUAGCAUUUCUUCAGCUCGAGCAUAUUUUGGUAGGUUAUCGAGCAAAGAUGUCGUAGCAUGGACAACUAUGAUUGAGGGGUUUGGGUCCCAUGGUUUUGGCUAUGAAGCCCUCAACUAUUUCGCAUUAAUGAUUGAACAAAGAGUUCAGCCAAACUCUGUCACCUUCGUAAGCUUAUUAUCUGCUUGCAGCCACUCUGGUCUUGUGAGUGAAGGCUGCAAAAUUUACUGCACCAUGAAAUGGGAUUUUGGUAUUGAACCAGCUUUGGAUCACCAGACCUGCUUCGUGGAUCUUUUAGGUCGACACGGGUUGCUCAAGGAAGCCUUAUCCAUAAUACUGAAAAUGAUUGUUCUGCCUGAUAGCAGGAUUUGGGGUGCUCUUCUAGCGUCUUCCAGAGUUUAUGGAAACCAGAAAGUUGGGGAAUAUGCAGCAGAAAGACUUCUGAAAUUAGAACCUGACAACGCUGGUUAUUAUACUUUGUUGAGUAAUGUCAAAGCAAGUGCUGGAAGAUGGGAUGAAGUUGAAGAACUUAGGACAGCCAUGACUGAGAAAAAUCUCAAGAAGAAACCAGGCUGGAGCUGUAUUGAAGUAAACGGGGUCAUGCAGGGAUUCACUUCAGGGGAUAUAUCACAUCCUGAAGCAGAGUAUAUUUAUGAAACAUUGAAUUGUUUGGCAAUUGCAACUCCUUGUGUCUAA